Messenger RNA from Aureobasidium pullulans EXF-150, 818 nucleotides. RefSeq lists its product as uncharacterized. The transcript is spliced from 4 exons. Bases 262 to 654 code for a protein of 130 amino acids. NCBI's taxonomy places the organism in Eukaryota, Fungi, Ascomycota, Dothideomycetes, Dothideales, Saccotheciaceae. The record is from RefSeq and is a predicted model, not a curated record.
UCUUCCUAGGACAAGUUCGGUCGGGACAUCCUCAACACAACUCGUCACAUUCACGUGCGUCUCUCAACCGCUUGCAAACGGAAGGUCCAACACGGCCUCUUCCGCUUCCCUUCUCAUCUCUUCUUUAUAAACCAUCCAAUCCUUGGUUUUGACUCUCGACACAACAUCAAACCUCUGAAGAUAAAGCAUUCAAGAACCAGCCCUUAUCAUCAACAACAACUUCACUACUCAUCUACCAUCAAGAACCAACCAACCGCCAACAUGAGCACCGACUUCGGACGCAAGGAUCUGUCUGACAAGGUCAGCCUCUCGUACAUACACUGCCCACGCACCACGCUAACAUACCUCGAGAUUGAGGAGAAGAUCACUCCUCAGGCUGCCAAGGGCCCUCUCGACACCUCCAAGGAGCAUGUCACUGGCCACGCCGACCACGUCGCCAGAGACCUCAAGACCGACGACCACAAGUCUCUCGGCCAGUCCACCCACGACAAGGCCUCUCGUCUCACCAGCACUUCUGACGACCACAAGUCCGUCGGUGACAAGAUCAAGGAUGCCAUUCCCGGCCUUCACAGCGGCAAGCGUUCCGAUGCUGCUGAGGUCAUCGACCCCAACACUUCCACCACCACUUCCGACGUCAUCAACAAGAACCUUUGAGCAGUUCACAACAAGACUCUGAUGGAGCGGUCCUCUGAUGGAACACUCUCACGAUGCAAUGACCCUUUGAUGGCAUGAUGAUACGUUGGCGGAUACCCCUUUGCUGCUUUUUGCACUGCACCUGAGACAGGAAUGACAUACCUUCGAUACUCACUCUCAUCUUC